This is a messenger RNA of Megalops cyprinoides (Indo-Pacific tarpon), 2132 nucleotides long. RefSeq names its product UBA_like_SF and PTH2 domain-containing protein. Gene Ontology annotation, molecular function: protein binding; peptidyl-tRNA hydrolase activity. The transcript has 7 exons. The coding region runs from base 238 to 792 and encodes 184 amino acids. The record is from RefSeq and is a predicted model, not a curated record. Lineage: Eukaryota; Metazoa; Chordata; Actinopteri; Elopiformes; Megalopidae. Gene Ontology annotation, cellular component: mitochondrion; cytosol.
GGGGAUCGAAGCAAAUGCAGACAAUGAUCUGAGUAGCUACUCAGAAGAAUUGCAUUUUUUUCCUCGGCGUUCAUUGUGAAUUGUUUACAAUCGAUAACCUAGUCACAAUACUGGAUUACAAUAAAAGAAGACAAACUAGCUGGAUAUUUUAGCUAGUCGAAUUUACCUUUUUUUUUUUUUACAAUUUGUGACUGACUAGCUAGUUAGCUAGCUAGCUGCGCAGCACACAGAAAGACCAUGGAACCAUCAGAAGAACCGGCGCCAGACUUGGGAUCCCAGGAGGUGAACCCUGUCUACCUGCAGCAGCUCCGCGAACUGGACAUUCCCGAGGAAGCUGCAAAGCAGGCCCUGUUGCACACCAGGAAUGUGUCUGCAGAGGAAGCCGCCAUGUACUACUUCAACAAGCUGGAAAACGAGGACGAAGGGGACGAGGACCAGAUGUUCAAGAUGGUGUUUGUGGUGAACAUGGAGCUGUCCAUGGGGGUGGGGAAGGUGGCAGCACAGGUGGGGCACGCUGCGGUGGGGCUGUACCAGGCUCUGCAGGAGAAGAACAGCUGGAGGGAGAUGGCCUGGAAGUGGGACCACGCUGGAGCGAAGAAGGUGGUGCUUCAGGGCACCAACGUGGCCCACCUCCUGGAGCUGCAGGCCCUGGCCAUGAGUCUCAGCCUCCCCACGUACCUGGUGCAGGAUGCUGGCCGGACUGAGGUGGAGGCCGGGUCACGCACUGUCCUGGCCAUUAUGGGAGAAGAGGAGAUGGUGAACAAUGUGACAGGGAGCCUUAAACUACUCUGAGGGCCACUGCCUUAGGUAUAAGGUUGUGCAGUACCGUGGAGUGAACAGCAGAGGGCAGCACCUGGUUAUAGCAGGAGGGUCUCGGCAGGCAAGACUGUGUUGGGGGAAGGGGGGGGGGGGGCGAAAUCAUGAGACAUGCACAGCCAUUUUUAUUCCACUCCCUCUCCGAGCCACCGACUGGAGGUGAAAUUAAAGGAAACCUGCACAAGUAAAGGGGAAGGACUGGCUCCACAGCUGAAGCACGUGGGCUGCAGCUAAUCAGCUUUGACAAAAUGUGUUACCUAAACGUAAGAAAGCAGAGACAGAAGCCAGAUUUGCUGUCAAGAAGGGAAACCAGAAUAGAGUCAUUAAAUUAGAAAGAAAUUGAGAACCAUAAUUUACUGUAUCCCGUGUUCUUUACUUAAAAUGUUAUUUCCUUUAGAAAACUGACAAACGUUAGAUAUGAGUAUACUGGUGAUUGUUGAACAAAAAGCAGUUAAUGUGAUUCAGAGAUAAACUACGUUAUGCUUUCGUUAUGCUCAUAAAAGCAUAAAAUUUGACCUCCCUGCUACUUGCCACUGUUAUGAAUUGUACAUGUGACAUUACUGUCCAAGAAACAUAUUGAGAGACAGUGACAACACAGAAAUGCUGAUUGACUGUCCUUGUAGACAUUAGUUUCUUUGCUGUACAGUACAAUCCCCACUGUCCUGUUUAAUCUUUGAGGGACUUGUUUACAUUUAUUCUGGGAAGAAGAAAAGAAAUGGGAUUCCUUCCUUCCUUUCCAAUUUCUUGGAUGUUGGGAUGCAUUCUGUUACUAAUGCCAUUUUUUUUAACUUGUGAAUCCUUAUAGAUAUUCAUGCUCUAGAACGUUCUCUCCCUGUCCGUCCUUCUGAGAUUUGUAUGUAGGACGUGUGGUCUGUCUACAGGGUUGUUUCACGGUUCAGUGACUUCUGUACAUCAUGGUAUAAGGGGGGGAGGCGUAUUUGUUUCGACAGCUACGGUUAUAAUGUGCAAACACAUGGCGCAAUAUGCAUGAACCCAUGGUGCAUACAGAAUUUAUGUUAAUAUGUCUGUACAAGCUAAGCAAGCGACAUUCUUUUACGGUUACUUUUUUUAUAGGGUUGAACUUGGGCGGGGGCACUGGGAAGGACGGUCACAUUAAAAAAAAAUCCUGUAAGAUAAAGUGCCAUUUUGACAUGUGGAACGCAAAUGAUUUUUAAAGUGUCAGAAAGUCUUACAACUGCAAAUAACUGAAAGAACAUAGUUAACUUUUCAACUGUACAUAUGGCGAUUUGAUUUGUAUGUUAAACAGAAAGAAUGAAUUGAGUAGCGUUUGUAUUUCAUUAAAUGUUUGGCUUCAA